AUGAUUCUUCGAUUAGCCCAGUAUUUCUUAGCAUUCUCUAAAAUUCUCCUUGCUUUACCAGUGAAUUUCGACAAUCUGCGAGAUCCGAUCGUUUUCACCGUCAAAAGGGAAAAUGAGCACCCCAAUCAGCCAACAAUGCCACCACUGUUCAACCACGCGAGAAAUGAGCCAAUCCUCAUCGACGCCUCGAGUUUCAAUCAACUCUUCAAGCAGUAUGAGAUUACAAAAAGUGAACUAAAACCAUUUAAAUAUCAAUUCAACGCGAUGCCCGAUUCACCACGCACAAUCAUUUUACCGGCUCGGAAUUUCAUUCAAAACAUCGCGCAAAGUGUCGUGCAAACACACAAAAUGAACGAGAAUGGAGACAUUGGGAUUAGAAGGAAAUUAUUGAGUCCUGAAGAUGAUCCAUCGCUUUUUUCAAAGAAUUACAUCAGCACACCAAAACCGAUUCGAGAUCGGGUUUGCUGUUUGGAGAAUGGAAAAAUCGUGAAGAAAAUUGAUGACUCACCUCUUCCCUCAUCAAUGACUCAGCCGAAUCCUUUCCAUCAACAAAUCAAUCAAAAUCAAUUAGCCGAUUUGGUUCAAAAAAAACCCAUCCAACAGCCGUCAGAACGUCAGAAUCAGCGUCAAAAUCAACAAUUCCCUCCCGAAUUCUCAAUUCCUGUUCAAAAUUUUGGCGAGAGUUCGCAAAAAUUGGAUCAAUUGAAAUGGCCGGAGAAAUUGCAGAAAAUCAAUCAGCUUUCGGACAAUCAACCUAUCAAUCCAACAUCGAAUCCGGCAAUGAUUUCUCAAAAAACGACGACAACUCUGUUGCCAAUGAAUUUAAAGAUGAAUAUCAUUCCUGAUGAGAAUUUACAAGCAACAGGGAAAAAAAUUGGCUUAAAUUCGGCAUAUCCUGGACUCUUGCCGCAGAAAGCGAAUUUCGAGAAAACCUCAACAUUGGAAUCAGCUCAAAUCAAUCCAGGAGCAAAUAUCAUUUCACAAAGCGGUCUACUGGAAGCGCAGUCAACGACCGAGGGAAGUGAUUCUUCGAAAGGAAUCACGGAGAUUUCAAUAGAGUAUCGCAAAAUGUGGACCGCUUUGGCAAACCAUUGGCAUCAGUUGAAACAAGCGAUCUACUCAGCCGGUCUUGACAAAGAUGUCGCUGUUAUAUGGGACAAGUUUCACACCGCCGUUCAGCCAUUCAUGAGCGAUUUCGCGUCGAGUUUCGCGAAAGCGCUCAAGUCAGCCGCCCGAAAAUACUAUCGAAAAUUGAAUCAAAACGAGGCCACUCACGAUGCUAUCAAUCAUAUGAAACAAAUUCUCACCGAGGAACGGAAAAAU
Mesorhabditis belari is the source of this 1323-nucleotide messenger RNA. Lineage: Eukaryota; Metazoa; Nematoda; Chromadorea; Rhabditida; Rhabditidae. The record is from the annotation of a GenBank genome assembly.